ACCGCUUCCUUAUUGAUAAGAGCAUUAAUUCCGCUGUUAUCUCUGCUCCCACCCAGGCCCACUUCGAGGUAUCUUCACUUACCGUCAUGACUGAACGCACUACGGCUUCUGCCCUGCAUGCGUUGGAUAUCCCAACUGUGAAACCCGGCGCAGAGCUCAAUGAGAAAUACGGGCCUCUCACAAGUCCAGUCAAGUCUAUUGGCAGCGACGUCGACAUCGUAGCCGAGAAAGGUUAUCAUUCAGAAAGGAGCUCACAAUUAGGCUCUGUUGCAGAUGACGAUGUCGUCCUCGUUAAUGGAGAGCCGGUCAUCACAACCGGUCGAGACGUAUCUCGUUUCCUUGUGGAUGUUCGUGAUGAUGGCGAUCCUGCCUUGACAUUUCGAUCUCUAUUUCUUGGCACAGUAUUCGCCGGACUGGGAGCCUCGCUAGUUCAGAUCUACUUGUUCAAACCGGUCCAGAUGUCUGUAUCAACAGUCUUCCUACUGUUGCUUAUUUACUCUGUCGGCGUUGUGUGGGCAGCAGUCAUUCCCCGUGCAUCAUCCGUAGAAGGCACUCGUUGGUCUGGUUUGGCACCUUUCCUCCACUUCAUUAAUCCAGGCCCUUUUGGCUUGAAGGAGCAUGUUGUUGCAUCGCUUGUAGCGUCUACGGCAGCUGGUGGUAGUACUGCCGUCAUGAACUUUGCCGUACAACGAUUAUACUACGAAACGCAUGUGCAGGCUACUACCGCUGUAUUGGCAACUUUCUCGACUGCAACCUUUGGGUAUGGUCUUGUAGGAAUCCUUCGCCCUUUAACGGUUUUUCCUAGUGAAAUGGUGUACUGGGCGAAUCUGCCGACAGUUUCUAUAUUCCAAGCAAUGCACUUUGAUACUAAAGCUAAUCAUAAGCGACUCAAGCUCUUCUGGUCAGCAUUCGCCGGGAUGUUUGUUUACGAGAUCAUCCCCGCGUACAUCUUCCCGCUUUUGAAUGCGGUCAACGUUGUUUGUCUGGCAACCCAGCGAGCGCCGCAGAAAGCAGUGGAUGUUAUCACCAACCUAUUCGGUGGAGGCAACGGCAAUGAAGGUCUGGGCUUGCUCAGUUUGAGCUUCGAUUGGCAGUACAUCGGUUCGUUAUAUAUGAGCUAUCCCCUUAUCCAACAAGCAAACUCCUGGAUUGGUCUCUUUUUUUGCUACAUUGCCAUCAUGGGCAUAUACUAUUCCAAUACGUGGAAUUCAUUGGAGUUCCCUAUGCUCUCGUCGUCAUUGUUCUCCCAGAAUGGUUCCGUAUAUAGACAGUCUGCUGUCUUCGGAACUACCUUCCAGCUAAAUCAAACCGCCUUGGAUGAGCUUGGCUUGCCAGCACUCACAGGUUCAAACGCAUGGGCGAAUCUCACUCAGAAUCUUUCCAUUGGAGGACUGAUCGCACAUUGUGUGCUGUUCUGGCGACCAUACGUUAUUGCAUCGUUCAAGCAGGCACGUAAAGGAACCCAGCCUGACCCCCAUUGGCAGGCAAUGCAGAAAUACGCCGAAGUCCCUUGGUACUGGUAUGGUGCUCUUCUUGUACUUUCUUUCUUCGCAGGUCUGAUCGUCGUGCUGAAGGGUCAGACUACACUCCCAUGGUGGUCAUACCUGCUAGCGUUGGCUCUGGGCUCUUUUAUUGCUCCCUUCUCCAAUCUUCUUUUCGCUCGGAUGGGUAACGGCAUAGCGACGAAUCAGCUUAUGAAGAUGGUCGCAGCAGGAGUCAACCCGGGGAAACCAGUAGCCAAUCUAUAUUUCUCUAUGUGGAGUCACGAUGUGGUUUCAAGCUCUAUUGGCCUCGCGGGAGACUUGAAGAUGGGGCAAUACCUAAAGAUCCCCCCUCGUGCCAUGUUCCUUACCCAGAUAUGGGGUGUUAUUCUGGGUGCUAUCGUCAACUAUGUUGUCAUGAUUUCCAUCGUCGAUGCGCAACGUGAUGUCCUAUUGAGUCCACAUGGGACGAACGUCUGGUCCGGCCAGCAACCCCAGAGUCUGAAUAGUGCGGCCGUAACUUGGUCACUCGCAAAUCAGUUGUAUGGACCGAAGGGGCCGUAUUUUAUCAUUCCGAUGGGUUUGCUUGUGGGCAUGGUACCUACUACUAUACAAUGGCUCAUCUGGAGACGUUGGCCUAUGAUCGGGCCUGUCAAGGUCGAUACAAUCAUGCUGCCAAUCAUUUAUAUGUAUUCCUCCUGGAUGUAUGUCGGUGUGAACUCGACUAUCACUAGUUCGAUCAUUGUCGGACUCCUUUCCCAACUGGUCCUUCGCAAGUAUCAUCCUGGUUGGUACAGGAAGUACAACUACAUCCUCGGUGGUGCACUGGACGGAGGCGCUCAGGUCAUGGUAUUCAUUUUAUCGUUCGCCGUAUUUGGAGCAUCUGGGGUGGGUCGACCAUUCCCAUUCUGGGCCGGAAAUCCAGCCCAGGGGAAUGUAGACUACUGUAAUGGAAAUGGCGCAUUGGAGUAGAGACAGUCUGACUGAAUGAAUGUUAUGAGGUAUAAUGUUGUACGAUUAUUACGAUGUGUAUGAAUUUUUCAUUUGGGCUCGGGGAAGAUGUCUGCUCUUCCGCUCUCAAGCAUCUGUCGGACCAGGCUCAAAAUCUCCUUUUCGGGAUCUACUCAGACUGGGAGAAUACGUAUUGAACUUUAAAAAGGUUCAAUUCCACGAGCUGUCUUUGCCAGUUC
This is a messenger RNA of Somion occarium, 2671 nucleotides long. The record is from the annotation of a GenBank genome assembly. NCBI's taxonomy places the organism in Eukaryota, Fungi, Basidiomycota, Agaricomycetes, Polyporales, Cerrenaceae.